AUACAAAUAUUGUGUUUUUAUAAUUGAGUAUACUUUUUAUGUAAUUUCUACUCAAAUAAAAGACAAAAUUAAUAAUAUCAACGUUGAUUCUUUUUAUUGCCGACACAAACCACCGGAGCCUCAUGUUUCUCUGCUGGUAUUAUUUUUAAUGUUUUAUACGGUGUAUGGAUUUAACCAUGGAUGUUCAAAAUGAGCUUGAUUUUCAAUUCUUAGAUUUACAUGAUUUAAAUGACAAUGAUAGGAAUCAUUUAAUAGGCAUUUUAAAAUCCAAUAUUGUUAAUGAUACCUUAAAAUUACCAUGGGAUACAGCUGAAACUAACAGUGAUGUUAAUAUUUCUAUAACAGAAAUUCCACAAAUCCAUAAUCAAUGGUAUCAUAAUGCAAUACCACCACCACCCUCAUAUACGCAACAAAUAAUGUGUAAUGACUGGCAGAGACCACCAAUUUAUCCUGUCCCAACAGAUACUCACAUACAACCAUUCAUGCCUGCAAUGACUUAUUCCCAUCCUGGAUAUAACAUUGGAGGUGAAAUCCAUGAUGUUAGCUGUAACAGGGAAACUAAUAGAAGAAAUAAUCGAGGAAAAGGAAUAAGAAGAGAUAAUUUUAAUCAUGGAAUAAAUCCUGGAGGUGAAAUGCAACCAGGAUAUAUGGGAGAACAAGGACAAUUUCAUCCACAAUUAUCUUUUGUUGUAAUGUAUCCAGAUCAAACACAACAACAACAAUUCUCCGGCCAUGUUCAUUAUCCUCCACUAGCUAUAUAUCAGCCAAAUAUUCAUACACAUACAAGUACACAUCCUCAUGCACAACCUACGUAUGGAUAUCCUCCAUAUCAUCACCCUUCAGGAAAUAUAAGAUGUGUGCGGCAAGUAACACCUAUGCUUUCUCAGCCUACUCAAGAAUGUACAAAAGUACAAACUACUAAGUCUCAUGAGAAACGAAUACAGAAUACUUAUACACCAGUCAAACAACCUUUUCAUCAAGUAAAUGAAGAGGAUAAUUCCUCACAGACCAAUAUAGUCACUACAGUAAUAACUGUAAAUAACAGUAAAGUAGAGCAAUGUACUGAUAAUGUUGAUGAAAAUACUGUUAACAGAAAAAAUUCAAAUACAAAUGGAAAAGUACCCCCUGUUAAUGUUAAAAUAGAACAUAACAUUGUAUCUACUGUAAAUGAAAAGUGUAAUGGAGCUGAAAAAAAUGAUGUACCAUGCGUAAAUAUUAAUAGUAGCAUUGAAGUAAAACAAAAUGGAGAAACUGAUAAAGAAUAUAAAAAUGAAACUGUUUCUAGUAUUAAAACCACUGUUGUUAAAACAUUAUCAAAACCAGUUUCUAAAAAUGAAAGUGAAGCAUACAAAGAAGAUAGUUCCAGAAAAAAUGUACAAGAUGAAGUUGUCAUUAAAACACCAAACUCCUCUGUAACAAGCACUCCAAUAAUUGUACCCACUACAUCAUCACCAGCUUUAUCUAGUAUAUCUUGGGCUAGUAUUUUGAAAAAAGGAAGUGCCGAUACACAAUCUAGUUCAUCAAAUUAUAAACCAACUGCGCGCAUUAAUCCUCUCCCAAUCACAGAAAAUAAUGUAACAUCAAAAAUUACAUCACAGUCAACAGAGAAAGAUCAACUUAACAGUACAACUGUAUUUACAAACGAAAAUAUUUCAUCCAACUUGCCAAGCAUUAUAAGUGAAAGUAAAAAUUCACAAGCAGAUUCAUUACAAAACCAUUAUAAUGAUCCCAUUGCCUUCCGAAUGGGUGAAUUUUUAUUAAAUUAUCAGAUGGACAAACAAACUGUAAGUUUAUUACCUAGAGGACUAACAAAUCGUAGUAAUUAUUGCUAUAUUAAUAGUAUAUUACAAGCUUUACUUGCUUGUCCACCUUUUUACAAUCUUUUAAUGGCUCUACCACAUUCUAAAAAUCCUAGUAAAAUGUCUUCCACUCCACUUAUUGAUAAUAUGAUUAAAUUUGUACACGAAUUUACACCUUUAUCAGAUGGUGCAAGAUUGGCUAGAAAAGAUAGAGCAAAUAAACGAGGGGAAGAUACAGUAGUAGACAUACAAAGUGGGGUGGCCUUUGAACCUUUUUAUGUAUAUACAAUGUUAAAAAAUACGUCAGCAGCUGGUGUCUUUUCUGUGGAAGGGCGACAAGAAGAUGCAGAAGAAUUCCUCUCGUGCCUUCUGAACGGUAUCAAUGACGAAAUGCUUGAACUUAUCAAAUUAGUAAAUAAUGACCAAAACGUAACAAAUAAUAUUGAAAGUAAUGUAAAUUAUAACAAUGGAGAAGAAGAAUGGAAGGUUAUGGGUCCAAAAAAUAAAGGAUCUAUCACAAGAUGUACCGAAUUUGGAAGAACUCCAUUGUCUGAUAUAUUUCGUGGACAAUUGAGAUCUAGAGUAUCACGAGCAGGAGAACAACCAACAGAUAAUGUCCAGCCUUUCUUUACAUUACAACUUGAUAUCGAAAAAGCAGAAUCCGUGAAAGGUGCACUCGAAAUUCUUGUCGGAAAAGAUCAGUUAGAAGGAAUGACAUGUAGUAAAACGAAACAACAAAUAGAAGCUUGGAAACAAGUUACAUUAGAAGAAUUACCUGUCAUUCUCAUAUUACAUCUAAAAUGGUUUGACUACAAACUGGAUGUUUGCUCAAAAAUUGUGAAAAGUGUAGAAUUUCCAAUUGAUUUAAAAUUGGAUAGCAAAUUUCUAUCACCGAAUACUGUAAAAAAACUAAAUCCAAAACAAAAGCAUUACAAAUUAUUUGCAGUUACUUAUCAUGAUGGUAAAGAAGCAACGAAAGGCCAUUAUGUUACAGAUGCUUUUCAUGUUGGAUAUGGUGGUUGGGUCAGAUAUGAUGACAGUUCAUUGAAAGGUGUUUCUGAAAGUAAUGUAUUAAAACCAACUCCCCCAAGAGUUCCAUAUUUAUUAUAUUAUCGACGGUGUGACACUAUUGGGAAUAAUCAGUCAAAUAGUGCUAAAACACGUUAA
This is a messenger RNA of Eufriesea mexicana, 2966 nucleotides long. RefSeq names its product ubiquitin specific protease 10 (gene Usp10). Lineage: Eukaryota; Metazoa; Arthropoda; Insecta; Hymenoptera; Apidae. The transcript is spliced from 9 exons. Gene Ontology annotation, cellular component: nucleus; cytosol. Gene Ontology annotation, molecular function: cysteine-type deubiquitinase activity. The record is from RefSeq and is a predicted model, not a curated record. Bases 165 to 2966 code for a protein of 933 amino acids. Gene Ontology annotation, biological process: DNA damage response, signal transduction by p53 class mediator; regulation of autophagy; protein deubiquitination.